Molecule: messenger RNA, 1065 nt
Organism: Wallemia ichthyophaga EXF-994
Lineage: Eukaryota; Fungi; Basidiomycota; Wallemiomycetes; Wallemiales; Wallemiaceae
Product: UDP-galactose transporter-like protein 1
Exons: 4
Coding region: 1-1065 (354 amino acids)
Biological process (GO): UDP-galactose transmembrane transport
Cellular component (GO): Golgi membrane; endoplasmic reticulum membrane
Molecular function (GO): UDP-glucose transmembrane transporter activity; UDP-galactose transmembrane transporter activity
Source: RefSeq, a predicted model, not a curated record
AUGACGCUCGUUCGAUUAGCAAUCUGCGUAUCCGGUGUAUACGCCUGCUUCCUCCUCUGGGCUCUGGUGCAGGAGAAGCUUACAACAACAGAAUACACUUCGAGCACCGGCGGAAAUGUAUUCUUCAGAUCCUCUCUUUUCCUUAAUACAGCUCAGUCCCUCGCUUCUGCUGUCGCUGCAUUCUUAUACCUCAAUCUGCGUAAACCCUCUCAACAGCCUUUGAAAGACCUUUUGGCGCUCUCAGGAAGCAAUACUGGUAAUCUACUUACUGGUAUCGCCCGUGUUGCGGUUCUCCAGGCUGUUGCCCAAGUUCUCGGUUUCAGUUCCCUCAAGCACAUCAGCUAUCCAACAAUGGUGCUCGCUAAAUCCUGUAAACUGGUUCCUGUCAUGCUGAUGAAUGUGUUGAUUUACAGGAAAAAAUUCGCUCCUUACAAAUACGCGGUGGUGUUGCUUGUCACCACCGGUAUUAGCAUGUUUACCCUUCUUAAAAGGUCGAGCAAAGCUUCCUCACAAACAGACAGCUCGUUUGGUCUAACCCUCUUACUCGCAAAUCUCAUCAUUGAUGGGCUGGUCAAUAGCAGUCAAGACGCUAUAUUCCACCAUCACUCCAUCAAUGGAACUCAAAUGAUGUUCUGGAUGAAUCUCGCUUCCAGCACUGUUACUUCAACUGCUAUGAUAGUUGGUAUACCCGCUAUACCCCUCCUCGGAAAAUCAGAGAUCACUGCACCAGAAAUCUACUCGGCUAUUGAAUUUGUUAAAAGUCACCCGGAAGUACUCACCGACAUUGCAUUAUACGCCGGAUGCGGUGCUCUCGGACAGCUCUUUAUAUUCGAGACACUGCAGCACUUUGGAUCAUUAGCAUUAGUCACCAUCACUCUCACAAGAAAGCUGUUUACGAUGCUUUUGAGUGUUUUUAUUUAUGGACACGAGCUUGCACCAGGUCAAUGGGCAGGCGCAGCUACUGUCUUUGCCGGUAUAUCUGUCGAAGCAGGCGUGAAGCGUAAAGAAGUACUAGACAAGAAGGUCAUUGAAGAAAAGAAGAGAGCCGAGGUGAAAUCACUUUAA